AUGCCCGCCUUCCGGCAGGUUGGGGAGAAGCAGCUGCCCCAGGAGGUCGUCUUCAUGGCCUGGUCCCCCAAACGGGACCUCAUCGCCCUGGCCAACAGGGCGGGCGAGGUUUUACUUCAUCGCCUUGCGAACUUUCAACGAGUGUGGAGUUUACCUCCAAAUGAAAAUACAGGAAAAGAAGUGACUGCUCUUGCUUGGAGACCAGAUGGCAAAAUUUUGGCUUUUGGCCUUACUGAUACCAAGCGGAUUAUUCUGUGUGAUGUAGAGAAACCUGAAAGCUUGCACUCCUUCUCCGUCGACUUGUCUAUUACUUACAUGCAUUGGAUGGAAGUAACUGAGGAAAGCAGUGUUCUCACUUCAUUUUACAAUGCUGAGGAUGAAUCAAAUCUCCUUUUGCCUAAAUUACCAGCGCUACCAAAAAAUUACAGUACCACCGCAAAAAUUUUCAGUGAAGAAAAGUCAGAUGAGAUUAUGAAGCUUCUAGGUGAUGUAAGGCUUAAUGCUCUUGUCCUUGGUGGCAGCUCAGGGUUUAUUGAGAUUUAUGCUUAUGGAAUGUUCAAGAUUGCUACAGUAACUGGGGUGGCAGGUUCUUGUCGUGGAUUAUGUUUAUCUAGCGAUUUGAAGUCGCUAUCGGUUAUUACAGAGGUACAAGACUCUUCAGACAGCGAAGCAGAGAUAACAUAUUUUCAGCUGGACACUAGUCUAUUAUCGAGUUACUUACCUGAGGUAACUCGAAUGGCCCGGAAAUUUACUCACAUUUCGACUCUGCUACAGUAUAUAAAGUUGUCAUUGACAUGCAUGUGUGAAGCGUGGGAAGAGAUACUGAUGCAGAUGGACUCACGGCUAACUAAGUUCGUACAGGAAAAGAAUACAACCACUUCUGUUCAGGAUGAGUUUAUGCAGCUGUUGUUAUGGGGCAAAGCAAGUCUGGAGCUUCAGGCAUUACUAAUGAACCAAUUGACGGUAAAGGGUUUAAAAAAACUUGGUCAGUCCAUAGAGUCAUCCUAUUCUAGUAUCCAAAAGUUGGUCAUAAGUCAUUUGCAGAGUGGGUCCGAGGCACUGUUAUACCACUUGAGUGAAUUGAAAGGAAUGGCUUUGUGGAAACAAAAAUAUGAGUCUCUGGGAUUAGAUGCAUCUGGAAUUGAAGAGGCUAUUACUGCUGUUGGUUCUUUCAUCCUGAAAGCAAAUGAGCUGCUUCAAGUUAUCGACAGUAGUAUGAAAAACUUCAAAGCAUUUUUUCGAUGGCUGUAUGUUGCCAUGUUGAGGAUGUCAGAAGAUCAUGUGCUUCCAGAGCUGAACAAGGUAAUGACCCAAAAAGAUAUCACAUUUGUAGCUGACUUUCUUACUGAACAUUUCAAUGAGGCACCAGAACUUUACAAUCGUAAAGGAAAAUACUUCAAUGUGGAGAGAGUUGGCCAGUACUUGAAAGAUGAAGAUGAUGACCUUGUAUCACCACCUAAUACAGAGGGAAACCAGUGGUUUAACUUUCUUAAAAAUAGUACUCAUCUUAAAGAAAGUCCACUUCUGUUUCCCUACUAUCCUGAGAAAUCACUGCAUUUCGUCAAAAGGCAAAUGGAAGGGGUCAUUGAUCAGUGUUUACAAAAGCCAGCAGAUGUAAUUGGAAAGUCAGUGCAUCAAGCAGUCUGUGUGUCUCUCUACAAAACUUCCCAAAGUAAAGAUUCCACACCUCAAUUAUUUAAACUACCAUUUCUGUGGAAUGACAAAACAUCCAAUAUACAUUAUGUUCUCUUCACUAUGUUAGAAAAUUCUAUUUCUAAAAUAUACAUUUUGAGGAGACCUACUGAUACUUCCAGGUCCGUCAGUAAUGGAAUUCUUGCAGUAGAGUUUGGAAACUUCUUGAAUAGUAUGAAUGGGAGCUCAGACUCCAGAUGCUACAGUUGUUUAGAUGCACACUUCUAUGAUGAUGAAACUGUAACUGUAGUUCUGAAGGAGAGCAUGGAGCAAGAGGGGAAGGAGAGAGUCUUGGCUCAGCUGCCUUUAUCUUCAGUAUACACAGAUGAGGACCAAGAUAGGGAAUUAGUCUGGGAUUCUACUAAAAGGCUGGAUGAGCAAAGUGGCGAGAUACCCACACAUACUGUCUUCUUGGAGAAUCAGUGGAGAGUGCUGGAGAAUAUGAAAGCUCAGUAUGUUUCUGUAAAUGGCAUUAGAAAAGUUUCAUGUGUGCUAAGUUCAAAUCUCCGUCACGUGAGGGUGUUUGAGAUGGAUGUAGAGGAUGAUGGGGAAGCUGAAGAAGAAGAGGAAGAAGAAACAACUCAAGUUGCAGCUGGGGAACCAGAGGAGCUAAAUCAGUCUGCAGAUAAUCAGGACAAUGUGUGUGGUGCAUCUGCUGAAGAACUGCCUGAUGAAACUGAAGAACACGAAUCAAGUCUGGAUCCUUGACAUAGGCUUUUAUGCUGGUAAAGGGACAAGACUGUAAUCUAACUUCAGGCUGCUGAGGUGAUGCAUCCUGUACCUACUCAAGCAGCUGUGGUGGGAUGUUGUGUAUCAGAAUUCUGUAUUGCUUCUCAGCUAAGAC
Messenger RNA from Tauraco erythrolophus (red-crested turaco), 2536 nucleotides. RefSeq names its product anaphase promoting complex subunit 4 (gene ANAPC4). Gene Ontology annotation, biological process: regulation of mitotic metaphase/anaphase transition; protein K11-linked ubiquitination; anaphase-promoting complex-dependent catabolic process. The record is from RefSeq and is a predicted model, not a curated record. Gene Ontology annotation, cellular component: anaphase-promoting complex; nuclear periphery. Gene Ontology annotation, molecular function: protein binding. Lineage: Eukaryota; Metazoa; Chordata; Aves; Musophagiformes; Musophagidae.